Messenger RNA from Python bivittatus (Burmese python), 3081 nucleotides. It is a transcript of the gene SESTD1, whose product is annotated as SEC14 and spectrin domain containing 1. The record is from RefSeq and is a predicted model, not a curated record. Lineage: Eukaryota; Metazoa; Chordata; Lepidosauria; Squamata; Pythonidae. Gene Ontology annotation, molecular function: phosphatidylinositol-4,5-bisphosphate binding; phosphatidylinositol-3,5-bisphosphate binding; phosphatidylinositol-3-phosphate binding.
GCCGGCCCCCGGUGUUGUCUGCUGGGUAGCGCCGGCAGGCCCGCGCGGCGGCGGAGGAAGAAGCCCUGCGACGCUCCUCGCCGCGCCCUCCUUCGCUCGCGGCCGGGGUUGGUCCCGCCUUUCCCGCUCCAGUAGUACGGCGCCGCGGGCCGGCCCUCGGCGGGCUGGCAGCUAAGCAGCCGCGCUCAGCCCAGGACUUGAAAAGCUGAGUCAAACCUCAAGCCUGUUUUGUUAUAAGGAUUCCUGAUGUCUUUAGAAACUGCCACAAAGACAGUGAGAAGAUGAGCAGCUACGAUUCAGAAAAACUGAAGUUUGAAAAGAUUUCUGACAAAACUAGAGAGAGAGAAAUUGCAUUGAUUAAGAGGAAAAGACAUGAAGAUCUCUGAAAGUUAACAGAAGAUAGGAUGGAUGCUACAGUAAUAUUGUCUAUUUUGAAGAAAAAGUUGGCUUUCCUCUCAGGUGGGAAGGACAGAAGAAGUGGCCUCAUUCUGACAAUUCCAUUAUGCCUUGAACAAACAAAUAUGGACGAAUUGAGUGUCACCUUGGACUAUCUGUUAAGUAUUCCAAGUGAAAAGUGUAAAGCCAGAGGAUUUACUGUUAUAGUGGAUGGUAGAAAAUCUCAGUGGCAUGUCGUAAAGACUGUGGUGUUAAUGCUACAGAAUGUUGUUCCAGCUGAAGUAUCCCUUGUUUGUGUAGUAAAACCAGAUGAAUUCUGGGAUAAAAAGGUUACACAUUUUUGCUUUUGGAAAGAGAAAGAUAGACUUGGCUUUGAGGUUAUUUUGGUAUCUGCCAACAAACUUACUCGAUACAUAGAACCAUGUCAGCUAACAGAAGAUUUUGGAGGGACUCUUACCUAUGAUCAUAUGGAUUGGCUGAACAAAAGACUGGCAUUCGAGAAGUUUACAAAAGAGUCUACGUCCUUACUUGAUGAGCUUGCAUUAAUCAACAGCGGAAGUGACAAGGGGAACCAACAGGAGAAAGAGAGGUCUAUAGACUUAAAUUUUCUUCCAUCUGUUGAUCCCGAGACUGUUCUGCAGACAGGUCAUGAGCUCUUAUCGGAAUUGCAACAACGCCGUUUUAAUGGUUCAGAUGGAGGAGUUUCAUGGUCCCCCAUGGAUGAUGAACUGCUUGCUCAGCCUCAAGUUAUGAAGUUACUAGAUUCACUCAGAGAACAGUAUACACGGUAUCAAGAAGUAUGCAGGCAAAGGAGCAAACGUACUCAGCUGGAAGAGAUUCAACAGAAGGUAAUGCAGGUAGUGAACUGGCUUGAAGGGCCGGGUUCUGAACAGCUUAGAACCCAGUGGGGAAUCGGCGAUUCAAUUAGGGCUUCACAAGCUUUGCAGCAGAAACAUGAAGAGAUUGAAAGUCAACACAGUGAAUGGUUUGCAGUGUACGUGGAACUUAAUCAACAGAUUGCAGCUUUGCUGAAUGCUGGAGAUGAAGAAGAUCUUGUAGAACUAAAAGCAUUACAACAGCAGCUGAGUGAUGUUUGCUAUCGGCAGGCCAGUCAGUUGGAGUUUAGGCAGAAUCUGCUACAAGCAGCCCUUGAAUUUCAUGGUGUUGCUCAAGAUUUGUCUCAGCAGCUAGAUGGAUUACUUGGGAUGCUGUGUGUUGAUGUAGCACCAGCCGAUGGAGCAUCAAUUCAGCAAACUUUAAAACUGCUUGAAGAGAAAUUAAAAAGUGUUGACCUGGGCCUCCAAGGUUUGCGUGAAAAAGGUCAAGGUCUUCUUGAUCAGAUAUCUAACCAGGCUUCAUGGGCUUAUGGAAAAGAUGUAACGAGUGAAAACAAAGAGAAUGUUGAUCACAUCCAGGGAGUAAUGGAAGACAUGCAGCUCAGGAAGCAAAGAUGUGAGGACAUGGUAGAUGUGCGACGAUUAAAGAUGCUUCAGAUGGUUCAGCUGUUUAAGUGUGAAGAGGAUGCUGCUCAGGCAAUAGAAUGGUUAAGUGAAUUAUUAGAUGCUCUGCUGAAGACUCAUACCCGACUGGGAGAUGAUGCCCAAGAAACCAAAAUUUUGUUGGAAAAACAUAGGAAAUUUGUUGAUGUAGCACAGAGUACCUAUGAUUAUGGGCGACAGUUACUACAGGCUACUGUGGUUUUGUGUCAGUCUCUGAGAUGCACUUCUAGAUCUUCAGGAGAGACACUUCCAAAGCUGAACCGAGUGUGGAAACAAUUCACAAUCACUUCAGAAGAAAGAGUAACAAGGCUAGAGAUGGCUGCUGCUUUCCAUUCAAAUGCUGAAAAAGUUUUGCAAGAAUGCCCAGAGGAGUCUGAAUCUAUAUAUGAUCCGGAACAAUUUGAUGAGAUUGAAGCUGUUGGAAAAUCCCUUCUGGAUAGAUUGACAGUUCCUGUGGUUUAUCCUGAUGGCACUGAGCAGUUCUUUGGGAGCCCAAGUGACAUGGCUUCUUCAGCUGAACACAUCAGAGAGAAGAUAAAGCUGGUUUGUCUGAGAAAACAGCAGCUGACACAACCAGAAGUCUGUGCCACAGAGAGCUAAUAGUCUCUACCUGCCAAUUCAUAAGAUGUCUAUUUGUAACUCAGCAUGUCAUCUGCAUUCUAUGCCUGCCAUAAUACAUGAAAAUGCAUUUCACAGCUAUUAUUAAAAAUAAAACUCUUCAUCCUUCUUGAAGUAAAUCUUAUUCUACAUCUUAACCAUGUAUUUCUAUGAAGCCAUAAUUUAACAUGCUAUGAACCCACAGACUUCAAACAUAAGUAAAAGGAGCUGAAGACGUUGCACUGAACACUUGCUUUGAAGCUUUAUCCCAACUGUCAGGUGCUGCUUUAUCUAAGCAACUGAUGCAAGUUUUGAAUGGUGCUAAUAAGUACAAGUUCCACACAAAAAAUAAUUCUCUUUAUUCUCCAGAUGAUGUAGUAUUUUAGGCUGUAGGUAAACUAUCUGUUGUAUAGACAGUGGUGACCUAUAAUUUUGAUUUGUAUUUUUUUUAAAUGGUCCUUUUUAUUGUGCCGAGAUGUGCCAUUAAAUCCUUGAAAUUCAUUAUAGUUGGGUUUUUUCCAAUUUGUAUGGAUAAUGUAUUAAGAAAUGUUUUGUGCUUAAUAAAAUCCAUCUUUCAAAAAUCCAGUAA